GCCCGCGUGGCUGCGUACAUGUCGCAAUAAAGUUUGCAGCUGAGCCGGUGAUCCAUUAACGCGAAGGACGCUGCGGCGGUGUCCUCAUCGGCGAGCUCAAUCUCCCUCCUGAUAUAAAGGUGUUGCACAGGUUACAUAAUAGCAACUCAGGAAUAUUUCUUCAGCUACUAGCUCUAGCUAAGCUCGCAUUCGUGGUCAGUGUUCCGGAUCGAGCCAAUGGCGGCCACGACCGAUGAAUCAGGAGCUAUCGGCGCGGCUCUCGGGAGCGCGGUCCCAUCGCCGCCGGCGUCGGAGGCGGCGAAUGCGAAGGACGCCGAGAAGCUCCGAUUCAUCGAGGAGAUGACCUCUGACGUGGUCGUGGACUCGGUGCAGGAGCGAGUCUUGGCCGAGAUCCUCGGCCGGAACGCUGGCGCGGAGUACCUCAGCAACUGCGGCCUCAACGGCCACACCGACUGCGCCACGUUUCGGGCCAAGGUGCCGGUGGUGUCGUACGACGCCCUGCAGCCGUACAUCCAGCGCAUUGCCAACGGAGACCGGUCGCCCGUCCUGUCGAGGCACCCCGUCUCCGAGUUCUUCACCAGCUCCGGCACGUCCGCCGGCGAGUGCAAGCUGAUGCCCACCGUCGAGGACGAGCACGACCGCCGCCAGAUGCUCUCCAGCAUCUUCAUGGCGAUUAUGAACUUAUGCUGUGCGGCCUGUGUUCCAGGCACUCUCACCCCACGGGUCACCGACGCGUCUGGGACGAGUGCUGCAACGACGACUGGGACGAGUGCUGCAACGGCGACUGGGCCGGACCCCGACCUGUCGCAGUUCGUACGGGACGAGUGCUGCAACGGCGACUGGGCCGGCAUCGUCACCCGCAUUUGGCCCAACACCAAGUACGUCGACGUCAUAGUCACCGGCGCCAUGGCGCAGUACAUCCCGAUCCUGCGACACUACUGCGGCAACCUGCCGCUGGUGAGCGGCACGUACGGAUCCUCGGAAUGCUAUUUCGGCAUCAACCUCCGCCCGCUCUGCGACCCGUCCGAGGUGGCGUACACCGUCAUGCCCAACAUGGGCUACUUCGAGUUCCUCCCCAUGGACGACGAGGCCGCGGGCGACGGCAAGGCGGCGUCGGGAAAGCUCGUUGACCUCGCCCGCGUGGAGGCUGGGCGCGUGUACGAGCUGGUGAUCACCACCUACGCCGGGCUGAACCGGUACUGCAUCGGCGACGUGAUCCGCGUGGCGGGGUUCCACAACGCCACGCCGCAGUUCCACGUCGUGCGCCGCAAGAACGUGCUGCUGUCCAUCGAGCUCGACAAGACGGACGAGGCGGAGCUGCAGCGCGCCGUGGAGCGAGCCUCGGCGCUGCUGCUCCGCCCACGCGGCGCGUCCGUGGCGGAGUACACCAGCCACACGUGCACCAGGGGCAUCCCGGGGCACUGCGUCAUCUACUGGGAGCUGCUCGUCACCGGCGCCGCGGUGGACAAGGAGACCCUCGACGGGUGCUGCCUCGAGAUGGAGGAGGCCCUGAGCAUAGUGUACAGGCAGAGCCGGGUGGUGGACGGCUCCAUUGGGCCACUCCAGAUCCGCGUCGUCCGUCCCGGCACCUUCGAGGAGCUCAUGGACGAUGCUAUCUCACGCGGCGCCUCCAUUAACCAGUACAAGGUGCCCCGCUGCACCACGCUCCCGCGCAUCGUCGAGCUCCUCGACUCGUACGUCGUGUCCAGCCACUCCAGCCCUGUCCUGCCGCACUGGACACCGGUGCGGCGUUCCUGACAAAUAAAAAUGAACUCCCAAUGUGAAGCAUCCUGAAUAAUUGGGGAUUUUCUCUACUAGGAUGAUGAGGAACACUAGCUAAGAUAUUGUAAGAACAAGACAAUAAUUUUGGGUAUUAUGGCCUUC
Lolium perenne is the source of this 1884-nucleotide messenger RNA. Its product is annotated as indole-3-acetic acid-amido synthetase GH3.8. Lineage: Eukaryota; Viridiplantae; Streptophyta; Magnoliopsida; Poales; Poaceae. Gene Ontology annotation, molecular function: acid-amino acid ligase activity. Gene Ontology annotation, cellular component: cytoplasm. The record is from RefSeq and is a predicted model, not a curated record.